Messenger RNA from Vollenhovia emeryi, 6232 nucleotides. It is a transcript of the gene BOD1, whose product is annotated as biorientation of chromosomes in cell division protein 1-like 1. The record is from RefSeq and is a predicted model, not a curated record. The transcript is spliced from 4 exons. The coding region runs from base 349 to 4407 and encodes 1352 amino acids. NCBI's taxonomy places the organism in Eukaryota, Metazoa, Arthropoda, Insecta, Hymenoptera, Formicidae.
AAUGCACACUGGACAAUUCUGCGCGUAUUACACCAUCAGGCUGUUGGCCGAACGCAGAUCGCGUGAAACAUCUCGCGCGAUCUGAAUAUUCAAGAGCGUGUCCCAACCCGCUGGUACACGUAUAUAUUCGCGCGGGGAACUAUGAAAUCUCCCCCCGAGCGUGCCAGCCGCAAGUGCGCACCGAGUGCGCACGAAGCGCGAAGGAAAUAUGGCCGCGACGGCCGCGGUGCGUGUUGCCUGACGAGGAAGGGACAGAGUCUUACCGGGGUCGGACGGGCAGGAUGACCGUCUCCAUUGUUUCGUGACGAGCGAGGUCCGGGCUUCGGUAAAUUGGCGUUCCUAGGCGUCAUGGAUUUAGGCCUGUCCAGCACGUUGAUGGCCGGUGAUCCGCGGUUGAUCGAUCAUAUAGUGGGCGAAGUCAAGUCCCAAGGUAUCUUCGAUCAGUUCCGGAAGGAAUGCAUCGCCGACGUCGACACAAAGCCCGCGUAUCAGAAUCUGAGGACAAGGGUCGAAGGCUCCGUAAACUCUUUCCUUAGCAAGCAACUAUGGAUGCCGGACCUGAACAAGAAUCAGCUUAGGGAGAAUUUGCGCAAGCACAUACACGACGCUCCGUAUCUAGAUGCCGGCGUGGAACGGAUAGUGGAUCAAGUGGUGAAUCCCAAGGUCUAUUCGGCUUUCAUGCCGCACAUAGAGGAUGUGGUGUACAAAUUUCUUGGUAUCGAGAGACCGAAGGCGAAGGAGAAGAACGGCGCUUGCGGUCUGAAGGACCUGUUGCCCAAAGAUCUGGACCCGGUCUCGCCAGAGUCCGACAAGAACAGCUUGAAGGACGAAUCUCUCGAAUCCUUGGAUAUAAACGACAUAAAUGAUUUUGACAGAAAGCAGGACGAGAGGGCCGACGAACAGAGGCUGCGAGACGAGGAACUGUACAGGGAUAAGAACAGAGCUGGUUCGGAAAACGGACACAUUUUCGUGGAGGAGAAAACGUCAGAUGAAGCUUACAAAAUUCUAAAUAAGAAUGGAAAUAAUUCAAACUUGAACACGUCCGCAAAAUCGGACGAUAGAGUCGACGACGAGGAGGAGGAGGUCAGUCCCACGUUCGAGCCUAUCGACAUCAUGAACUUAAAUGAAUCCAACAUUUCCAACGAUUCGCAUUUAUCGGGAAUAUCGGAGUUAACGAGUCACCGAUCCAGAAGCCCAGAUUUUUCGAAUGAACUGUCGCGGGAUAACUUCGAGUAUAGCAAUCAAGAUUCUCAGCUGAGCAAAGUCUCCUCGGAUUCCCGGCUGUCAAUAGUGACGGACUUUGGCUCCUCUAAUCACGCUUUAACGCCAGUGCACGACUCGUCAAGAGAUGAAACGACAAAGGAUAAGUACGAGGCCAAAAGCAGCAGAGACAACUUCAAGGCAAUCAGGGAGUUGGAUUCGUCUAAGAGCAAGCCGGCCAAGAGUAGUUUUGACUUCAAAGGCAAAGAUGUGCAAGAUUACAAAGAUACGAAAGAUUUUAAGGGUACCAAAAGCGUAUCUUCUAAGGAAAAUUCGCGUGAUGCCAUGGAUAGUGGUAUCAAAGACAAGUAUGAUCACAAGAGCAGGGAGAAGAGCAAAGAUAGCGAGUCCAAGUUGUCGAAGAGCACGAAAGAAAAAUCUGCCAGCAAGGACGCCAAGUAUUACAAGGACAAAAGCACCGAGAGAAAGAGGUCGAGUGAGAAGUACGAUAAGCACAGCAGCGAGAAAUACGAUAAGCACAGUAAAAGUAAACCUAAAGACAGAACUGACCAGGCGAGAGAAAGUUCCGAUAAAAUUAAAGAUAUUUCAGAGAGCUUAAAGGAUAACGCCAACAAACUCAAAGACGAGAAGCUUAAAGAAGUCGAUAAGAAAGACAAGGAUAACGUCAAUAAAGAGGUGAAAGAUUUGAAAGAUAUUUACAAGGAGAAAAUUCGAGAACUUCGGGAGAAGAAAGAAUUGACAGAGAAGGAGAAGUUGAACAAGGAUAAAGAUGUGAAGCUUAUUAAGGAGACUAAAGACAAAAAGGAUCCUGCUAAGGAUAAAAAAUCGAACAAGAAAGAGCACAGGAGUUCGUCGUCGUCGUCGUCAUCGAGAAAUCCUGCAAGUUAUCACGAAAGUAAGAGCAGCAAGGCGUCGGAAAAGACGGAUGGAAAGGAUAGACGGUCGGACUCGAAGGAUAAAGCAAAGCGGGAUGAGAAACGAUUGUCGAAAGACAGCAAGGGUAAGAGUCAUUACAGUAGCAAAUCGGAUUUAUCGGACAAGUCCGACAAGUCGGAUUCAAAGAAGGUUUCCAAAAAUGAGAAGGAGGAUAAAGGUGGAAAGGUGGACACGAAGAAGGACGUCAAGGCGAGCGGCGAGAAAACGACGAACGGUAAGAGGGACGCCAAGAGCCACGUGCAACAGAACUCCGGCAAGAAUUCGGAGCGCGUCGACAAGUCGGACGGUAGAAAAGAGUCGAAAAGCGACAGUCCGUCUAAGGAUAAGAAGCGUCGAGACGACAAAAAGUCCAAGACGAAGGACGAUCACUCGAGUCUACGGAAGAACUCGAACGAUCGGCGUUCUACCGACAGGGAUGGCUCGAACGGCUCGAAUAACAAGACCUUACCGCCCAGCAACUCGAAUUCCAACGUAACGAGCACCAAGUCGAGUACGUCGAAUUUGACCAAGGACAAUCACGUCAGUAAUUCCGGUAGCGAGACGUCGGACAGCAUCGCGGAGAAGACGCAAGUGAGCGAUUCGAAGACGCCGCAUCAGUCCAAUUGUAAGUUACCGCCUAAAGUCAGCUCGCAACUGUCGACAAGUGAGAAGAGCCACUCGAGGACGGAAACCGACAACAGCAACGAGGCGUACGACAGGCAGGAAGAAGAGGAAGAAAGCGCGGAUUCACGUGACGCGAGCCUGCCGCUGAAGAAGAGGCUGCUGCCGGAUAAAGACGGCGACUCUACGUCCGACGUGAAACUGAAGAAACCGAAAUUCGCCAAGAACAUACACGAAGCUAAGAAACUGAUGAAAAUCAGGAAGCAGAUGGAGAAGCAGAAACUCAAGGACGAUAAGAAGGUAGAGAAAAAGGUUGCGCAGGAAGCGGAUCAAACGAGUCAGUCGAGUACGAAGAACAAUCUCGACAAUAUCGAGGGCGUGCCGGACGACGAGCGGGUUCAAAUUAUAGAGAUCCCCGACGAGGAGUACGAAGAGCCUUACCCCGAGAAGCACGAGCCCCGUUUGUUGUUGGACGAGAGGUCAAUAAUAAUGCCGGGAACCGAGUCUUGCGCCAACGACUUCCUGAAGGAGUUGCGUACGGGACAGUCUUCAAGCGGAGCGGUGCCGAAUGUGCCGUCAGAGGAGGCACAGGUCACGCAGGAUGCCAAAGCUGACGAGAAACUUGACGCGCAAUCGAACGAUUCGCACGUUGAAGAAAAGGCUUGCGAGGAAGAUUCGCAGAUCUCUAAAGAGAGGCGCGAGGACGAGCCCGAGGAAGGUCCGAUAAAUGAGACUGAACGCACGAAUGCUGACGAAGAGAAACACCGUGUAGAAACGGAGGAAACGCGUGUUUCGCAGAAGCUGGAGGAAACUUUAGCUUCAGAAGAAUCGAAAUCUCCGAGUCGCAACGAGGACAGAAGCGUGGAACAAUCGACAGAAGAGAGUGUGGCGAUACGGGAUUGUAAUCUAGCUGAAGCACAGGACGAUAACAAAGAAACGAAGGAUGGCGAUACGUUGGAAAUACCAGGCGAUAGUAGAGGAUUAUCGGAUGUAAAGCAAACAGAAACGCGUGCGUCAUUCGAGACUGACGCAAUAGAUUCAAAUACCGAUUGUACGGGAAACAGGUCCUCGUCCUCCGCGAUCAGCGAAGACAACGAGGAUUGCCGUUACUUCAAGACUGACAACGAGAAGUCGGAGAGGUUCUCCAACUUCUUAGAAUCUCUAGAACUCGUGGAGAGCUCGUCCUUGGAGGAAAUAAUUGAGAGCCUAGGCGGCAAGGUGGUUUCCUCGAUACCGAGAUCCAUGGCGCCGCCGUUGCCGAAGUCGCGCAAGCGCUCGUCCAGUCCCUUGUCGGACAUACUGAUGAACAACUCGGACAACAACAACGACGGCCACAAGCAGAAGCUGUCGUCCUCGCCCAACGAGAACGCGGUGCAUAGCGUGAAGAAGAGGAAAUUCACCAAGAAACCGAGAUUCUCCAGUUUAUGUAGCCCCCAAGGGAUCUCGAAUGGCGAGAACUUUGUCAUGCCUUUGAGCCCCGACAGCGACGUGUCCGCGACGAGCGACAAAACGGCGUCGUCUAACGUAGUCAAAGAAGAAAAGAGCCGUAAUAGGACCAGUCAUCAGCGAUACUCAAGCGAUGAUUUAUAUAAACCACGUCCGUUAUUUUCAAGUUCUUCUCGUCGAAGCAGACGAUCUAAUCAAGCAUAGCUAGCGCCCCAUGGAUUCAGGUUCAAUAAGCACUAUACGAUUUCCGAUCGUAUUUAUUUCGUUUCGUUAUACAGUAAUAUGCAUUGUGUAUCAUUACAAUAUCAUUACAAAAAAUUCCUUAUUUAAUUUACCACCUUCUUCAAUUUAAUCAACUAUUUCGUUUCUCCGUUGAACAAUAAUGACGUAAAAGUAUGUGCAUAAUUAGACAUUUAUAAUUAGUUUGAAACUUAGUUAAUACAUACUGAAUUUUAUAUAACAUUUUAAUAAUCCUUUUAUUAAAGUACAUGAUACUUUUAUUUUAUAACGUUUUAUAAUACUUGGAACAUUUGUUUGCACCUGAAAUUCUGGAUACGAGCUAAGAAAUUUAUGUUACCAAUUAUAAUAACUUAUUAAUACCUAUGAGGUUUCGUAGAUAUUAUCGACUAAAAAUAUUUUAGUCAGCGCUUCAAUGAACGAGAGUUUAUUAAUUAGAAUAUUCCUUUAACAAGUUUAUAUAUUUCGAGGUGAAAAUGUUGUCGGCUUCAACUAACAUCUUCCAUAUAAUAUCUAAGACAUGUUGAAGAUUAUAAUGUUAAAUAUUAUAACAAAAGAUUGAUUGCGUAAGUUUUGGCGAGUGCGAGUGUUGGAAAGAAGUACGUACUUUUUUUUUCGGGAUAGCAUACUCGUCUACUGUCCACUUGUGUUGGGAAUGAGUGUCUCUACUUGUACGUAUGCAUAUACAUACGUUUAUGUACGAACGAGUAGUCGUGGAUCGUAGAACGCAACUUGAAAGUUAUUAAGAUUGUAAGGUUUGCACAAUCGACUCUCGUCGUCUCUCUACGAUACUGUUGGACUCGGUCUAACAAAAGUGUUUGAGCACAAUUGUCCCUCUUUUAAGCUGCAAUCGAAAUCCACGAAAGAAACUCGUCCUUCCGGUUCCACACGUAGACCGUCGCAUCAUUAGGAUGACAUUAAAGUGUGUAUACGUAAUUUAUUACACGUUUAUCUGUGCAAGUUGCCGAUUUUAACAACGCGAACAACUUUUUAUGAUACCCACGUACGUAAUUAGACGCACUACAGAUGUACAACGGUAUAUAUAUAUAUAUAUAUAUAUAUAUAUAUUUAUAAGGUUGCGCAACAGGGUGUGUGCUAGACUACCUUUCCGCUUAUACCAGUUCUGUGGAAUAGGACAGUUCUUAUAAACAUUUGUAGAUUUUAUACCGCGAGUGGGUUAGCGAUUAAUCUUUUCCAGAAGCAUUCUUAUAAGCAACUCCGGCGUGCGUGUGUGCGUGUGUACAUAUAAGAGUUGAAAGACUCUACGAUACUGAUCGACUGUAAGAUAAAGGCAAGGGAUCAUCGAUAAGAUAAGAUAAAAUCAUUAUAGAGUAAGCGCCAUAUGAUGUAAAAUCUAAUCUUAAGUUCUCAAAGACCCAGUUCGCGUUGUAGCUCACGUCGUCGGAGAAAGCUGAUACGAUAUUCCUUAGUAAUUUUCAUAUCCCUCCAUCUUCGUCUCUUCACGUUAUUUAUACCAUCGUCUUCUAGCGUAAAUCAUUUAUUACUAGAAUGAUACUCCGAUUACAAAGUAAUAAACAAAGAAAAAGAAACCUCCCGAAGUGUCUUGUCAUUCUCACAAUAAUUCAUGGCGACACGAAGACUGGGAAGAGCAGCGUAAGACUGCGAUAUUACGUCACAUGUAUCUUUAGAUCUAUACUUUAAGAAACGUAUUCUUAUUUCUACUAGCUAUACCGAUAUUAUCAGUAAGCUUGUAUAAAUAUGUACAUACAAAAGGCGCGUGUGUCACGUCUUACUUCAGCAAGAAUAUUACGAGGCAAAAUUUUGUACGUUU